CAAAAGUGUCUCUUUCUUGUUCUUUGUUCAGUGGAGAUCUCUUUGGAAUCGAAAGGAUCUAACUAAGAAAUGGAUUGGCAAGGGCAGAAAGUGGUGGAGCAGCUGAUGCAGAUCUUACUGGUGAUCUCCGGCGUCGUCGCGGUGGUCGUUGGCUACGCAACGGAGUCGUUCAGGGCGAUGAUGCUGAUCUACGCAGGUGGUGUUGUUCUCGCGACGCUGAUCACCGUGCCUAACUGGCCGUUCUACAAUCACCAUCCUCUCAAAUGGUUAGAUCCGAGCGAAGCCGAGAAGCAUCCCAAACCACAAGUCGUCGCCAAGAAGAGAUUCUCCAAGAAGUAGGUCUGAUGAAUCUCUCUCUCUCUCUCGGUUGCGGAUAAUGAAAUGAAUUUUUGGUGUUUUUUUUUUUAGGGAUUAAACUCUUUUAACAUUUAAGUUGUUCGUCAAAGGAAUUUGCUUUUUUAAUGAUUUGUGGUAACAUUGAGUGAUGAAUGAGUUAGAAACUUUCGAUUUAGAGCUUGUCUAAUAAAUGCAUAAACCAAUGCUGGUCUUGAUGA
Molecule: messenger RNA, 554 nt
Organism: Brassica oleracea var. oleracea
Lineage: Eukaryota; Viridiplantae; Streptophyta; Magnoliopsida; Brassicales; Brassicaceae
Product: probable signal peptidase complex subunit 1
Exons: 1
Coding region: 70-339 (89 amino acids)
Biological process (GO): protein targeting to ER
Cellular component (GO): signal peptidase complex; endoplasmic reticulum membrane
Source: RefSeq, a predicted model, not a curated record